GUAUGCACUCGCCGCCCUUGUCCCUCCAACCACACCUGUUCUCCUAUCAGAGGAACCAGCUUCAGCCAGUCUGCUAAGGGGCUUGCUGACGCCAGAAGACCCCCCUUCUUUUGUCUCUCUCUCUUCCUUUCAUGCUCCUUUUUCGCCACUAAAAGAGUGGCAUGAAUAAUCCAUGCCAGAUAAAGAACUGCAGCAGAGAGGGACGUGAUCACAAGCCUCACUCGUGCAUGUACGCACACCCUCGGACACACACACGCACGCGUGUAUCGUGAGCAGGGCUAAUGGAGGCAGAGCAGAGGGGCGUGUGAGACUGCAGUGGCAUCCUUCUUCUCCACUCGACGCGUGCAGAUUGAUCUUCCUCUUACGCUCCAAAAGCUGAAGCUGGCAUGUUCUGCUUCUGCCUGCAGGGCUCUUUGCUGAAGCUCCAGGCUCUGGAGGGAGACACCAGCCCUUCUUCAGACACCUCUCCUGAAGACAGUCCACCCAGCCUGGGAUUCAAAGAUGAAAUCCCGAUUCCUUCAUGCAAUGGCGUUGGGGAAGAGCGCAGCCCACCAGAUUGUAGGCUGGCAGAGGGUGACUGUAGCAGUGAUCUCCAGCAGAUCCCGGGGCCCAGUCGACUCAUCCAGCACAUCACAGAUGACAACAGCCCCCUGCCCUCCCCACGCUGCUCCAGCCUCAGCCAGAGCCAACGCUUCAACACAGACCCUGAAUCUGCCCCAUCUCCACCCUGUGCACAGCAUCUCAUCAUGGCUCGUGGAGUUGUUAGAACAGAGGUUUCUGGAGAUGCCAUGGAAGCUACUUCCAUCCCAAACCUCACCAAACACAUCCAAACACUCAAGAGGAAAAUACGCAAGUUUGAAGAGCGCUUUGAGCAAGAAAUGAAGUAUAAGCCUUCACAUAAUGAUAAAUCAGCCAAUCCAGAGAUUUUCAAGCUCAUGAGUGAACUAGCCAGGUCUCGGAAACAGCUCAAAGAUUUGAAGCUUAGACUGUCAUUUGAGGAAUCCCAGAAACAUGAGAACAACCAGUCCACAGAUGUUUGCAGGUACACUAACGGCCAGCAGGAGACGCCAGAGCAGCCGCACAAGCCCUCUCUGGAGGAGACAGUGGACACGGUCCUCAAACGACUACGGGAGAAACGCCAGGCCCUCGGCCUCCCAGACAACAUGAAGGAGAUGACCCAAAGACAGAUGGCCCUGGAGAAGAUCACUCUGCAAAAAUGUCUGCUGUAUUUUGAGAGCUUACAUGGGCGCCCUGGCACCAAACAAGAGAAGAACCUGGUGAAACCUCUCUAUGAUAGAUACCAGAUGGUCAAACAUCUCCUAUGUUCGAUUCCCACUAUUACAACUAUAGAAGAAGAAGAAGGCUCAGAUGAUGACUCCGUUCGGUACACACCCCCACCCAUGUACCUCACUGAUAAGAGAGGCUGUGGGGAGGAGGAGGGAGACAGUGACCCGGCCUUUGUGUCUCCGCUGGAUGAGAUCAAGACAGUGAGACAAUCAGUCAUAACCAUGUCCAACCUCCACGAGGCCUCCAGGUCUGAGUUGCUGGAGUGUUUACGUGAGACUCGAGCUGAGAAGAAGAGACGACGUAAAGCCAUCAGAGAGUUUGAAGAGCAGUUCUUCAGACAGAUGGGAAGACCACACAAAAAGAUGACCGAAUCCCCAUGGCCGAGGAGUACCAGGAGUACAAAAGUCUCAAAGCCAAAUUACGCUUACUGGAAGUGUUGCUCAGCAAACAGGAAACCACUUAGACCAUCUGAGAAGUCGUCUUUCUGCCUUUCAGUAUCGAAGCCGAUGUUUGGACCAAAUGGUGUUUUUACAUUUGACAUAAUUGUGCCAUUAUGAUGCUAAAUGCACUUUAAUAUCAUUUCUGACCACAUUGGAAGUCCUAGACUCAAUGGGUUGGGCCGAACCGAUCAAGGCCUUUCAGUGGCUACUAUCUCAUAAACGCAAACAUGUGCGAUUCUCUGUUGUGUACAGAGCAAGACGGAUCAAUACAAACCUCAUUCAGAUUUCAAAGGGCAAAGGGAAAUAUAGAGUAUUCAUCUAUGUGUAUGGAAUAUGGCACUUUAUUUUUGGUGGAGAUUUUUUUUAACCAAAGUC
Cyprinus carpio (common carp) is the source of this 2102-nucleotide messenger RNA. RefSeq names its product protein FAM13C-like. The transcript has 10 exons. The record is from RefSeq and is a predicted model, not a curated record. Lineage: Eukaryota; Metazoa; Chordata; Actinopteri; Cypriniformes; Cyprinidae. The coding region runs from base 387 to 1844 and encodes 485 amino acids.